Saccostrea cuccullata (small rock oyster) is the source of this 3887-nucleotide messenger RNA. RefSeq lists its product as uncharacterized. Lineage: Eukaryota; Metazoa; Mollusca; Bivalvia; Ostreida; Ostreidae. The record is from RefSeq and is a predicted model, not a curated record. The coding region runs from base 669 to 3836 and encodes 1055 amino acids. Gene Ontology annotation, biological process: multicellular organism development; protein phosphorylation; positive regulation of kinase activity. The transcript is spliced from 23 exons. Gene Ontology annotation, cellular component: plasma membrane; signaling receptor complex. Gene Ontology annotation, molecular function: transmembrane receptor protein tyrosine kinase activity; protein binding; ATP binding.
UUUGUAGUUGUCAAAAUCAAGGAGUGUGUGUAGCCCCUAACGUGUGUAGAUGUCCUUUGAAUUCGGGGUAUACAGGAAACUCUUGUCAAACACCAAUCUGUUAUCCCAAUUGUCAGCAUGGCUAUUGUAGUAGACCUAACACAUGUAGUUGUUACCAGGGAUAUACAGGAUCACGCUGCUCACAACCUGUAUGUAGUCCAGGUUGUCAAAAUGGGGGAACCUGCGUUAGUCCCAACACUUGUCAGUGUCCAAGCAAUCAAGCAGGACCUCUCUGUAAGCAACCUCUUUGUAGUCCACCGUGUAUUAAUGGUGGUAGAUGUACCUCGUCUCACACUUGUGACUGUUCUAAUACUAGGUAUAGAGGACAAACUUGCGGAACACCUGUCUGUUCUCCAAAUUGUUUGAACAAAGGCAUUUGUGUAGCUCCCGACAAGUGUUCCUGUCCAGAAACAUACAAAGGAAAUAUAUGUCAAACCCCACUAUGUGCUCACCAUGAUCCCUGUUUCCCUGGAGAAUGCAGUGAUUUAGAACAUUGUCAGUGCACAUCAGGUUUCACAGGACAAAAUGGACUCCAAAGAUGUAAAUCAUUUGAAGCUGAUAAUACAGCAAUAAUUACUAAAUGUUCGGCAUUCCUCGCCAAUAUAGAGAGAACAGGCAAAAAGCGAGAGAUGUAUCGAUUUAUGACGGACUCCUCUGAGCCUAAUUCUACGGAGGUCGACAUGCUUUGGUUAAGCCAGAAGGACUAUAAUUAUAUAAAUGCAGAUUUUAUGGCAAUUUACACUCCACCUGAAAUUACAACCCAACCAGAGUAUGUAGACGAGUUUGAGUUUGGAAUCGUCGGUGGAUGGCUGCAGUUAGAUCUUACUAAAGUGGCUCGAAACGCAUCAAGUAAAGCAUAUGUCAGCUUAAAUAGUACGACUUAUCCAUGCCCUAAUCAGCCAGGCUCGAUGAAUCCAAACACAUCAGUAUAUUCCUGCAACGUUACUCACUUUGACUUUGACCGACUUCUGGAGGACGGCGAUAAUUUAACAAUAACCGUUAUUGCCCAAAGUGGAGGAUAUCGGAAACUGAAUACAUCGUCAACAACAUCAUUAACAACAUCAUUUAAAGAUCCCUUUAUUGGCCGCAAUUCUAGUAAAUCAAUGAUGUAUCGCUUUGACUUUAGAAACCCUUAUCACUGUAUCUUAGAGACUGGAUGUUCCUCCAAAGCAUUCACUGUUAACAAAGAUAUUACCAAGAAACCGAUUCAAUUCUCAUGGGACGGCUGGACUGAUGUUCUUUCUGGAAUUGGAAAAUACACAAUUCAAGAAUUCUUACUGCAACCGAACCAGAAUAUAAACCCAAAUUUAACAGAACCAGAUCCUUGGAGCCCUACACAGACCUUUACUUUAGACAAAUCAGAAAGAACCUUUACUUAUACCCCCAAACAGCCAGGGAUGUACUCUUUCAUACUGAACAUCGUAGACAGAGCGAAUAACUCAGAAUAUGCAAGAACUCUUGUCCUGUACGACAAUACGUCAUCAAUCACAAAAGAAGCAGCUUUUCCAAUGAUUUCAACAAGUGCCGUAGAAGAGACAAAUUAUCAAUGGCAAAAUAAUUUAAAGAAUAAUAUAUCGAUAUCCUGGAAAGGACACUUCAGAAACGUAUUACACGAGAAUGAAAAACUUUUGAUACCUGUGUCUGAAUAUAAAAAUUUCGAUCAUGAUAAAAAGUUUCAAAAACGUGUACUUCCUAAAUUAGAUGACAAUAACGGUGAAAGAACACUGAAGCCAAUACUGAAUAUUCACGGAAUCGUCAAAUUUGAAUACCAGUUUGCUCAUGCAAACCAAGGAAAUCAAACUCCGUCAAGCUGGCGACCCAUUGAUGACUUAACAGAAACUGUAACGUUCAAUAUUUCUAGACGUGAUGGAGAUGGCUUAAACGUCUGGGUCAAAGCCACUGACGUUCUCGGAAAUGAAGGAUUUGAUCUUAUGCAUGUUUACUUCGAUGAAACCCCACCAGCACCUUUAACACCUGAUGAUGUUAUAUUCUUACCAAAUCUAAAGAAUUCUACAUUCCCUUUUACAAGUCGCUUACUCGUAAAUACGCUUGAUCGAAAUAGUGGAAUUCACAAAAUUGACUGGACAUUCUCGUCAAAUCAGACGGGGGACCUUUUCAAAUCUGGCUCUAUGCCGGGAAACAUAACAAAAGAAACCUUGAGAUUUAAGGAAGGAUAUGAAGUACCUAUGGGAGACAACUUCUACUACAGCCAUUACCUGGACAUAGAUAACUGUUGGAUGGUGGUCCCAAAAGAAUCCUUCCGAAACGAAUCCAUCAAACUGAGUCUAACUGUAUAUAAUAGAGCCAUGGAAUCCACAACGUAUAUGAAAAUGCUGUCAAACUUGGAAUCUCUUGACGGGAUUGAUGAAUAUUCAGGACCGACAAAUCUCCACAUAGAGAAUACAUACGACAAUGGUGUUCGUUUGAGGUGGACAGUCACGCCUAGCUGUUAUGAGAGGACCAGGAUUAUUGUCCUUGUUGUAGCAAAAGAUGGAAAAACCUACACCCGUCUAGUUGAUAAGGAUGCUGAUUACUUUGAUCUCACGGGUCUGGAUGCUGAAACAGUCUAUAAUUUAUCCUUCGUCACAGCAUACGCAGCACAAAAGAGUGAUCCGGUUUAUUUAUCAUUCCGAACAACCGAAUCACCGGCUGCUUUGACUGCUGGAGGAAUCGCGGGAAUUUCAAUCGUAAUGAUUCUAUUACUCGGAAUCAUUGUUGCUGGUGUGAUAAUGUGGAGGACAGGCCGGUUAACGGUGGCUAAGCAGAACAUACAGAGGAGAGUCACGGUGGUCAGGGAGAGGAUACAGAAUCGAUUCUCAGCUUCACAUUUUAAUAUGACGUACGAAGACCAGGAUGACAUAUACUUGUAUGGAGGAAAAGAAUUUAACACCUCGGACGAUUAUAUAAUUCCACACAGUUCUGUUGUUUUGGAAACCUUGCUAACAAGCGGACGGUUUGCUGAUAUUUAUAAAAUCAGAUAUCAUCCUCAAAAUACCACAUCACGAGGGGAUAAGUAUGUGGCCAAAGUGCUGAAAAAUGGAUACACUGAAGAACAGCAGAUAAGCAUGCGGGCCAAGAUAAAUUUCUAUGCUACCAAAGUUGGAGAACAUACCAAUAUUUUACACUUUUAUGGGGCGGUUUUCGAUGACAUGGCUCUUGGUCCAUACAUGGUACUUGAAUACUGCGAACUGGGUCAAUUGAAUACAUGGUUGCAAGAGCAAAAAUCUAGUGCCAACGAAGAAACAUCUGAGCAGCUUUGUCGAAUUGUUUAUGGAAUUUCGAAAGGAAUGCUUCACUUUGAAAACAGAAAAUUGGUUCAUAGAAGACUUGCGGCUAGGAAUGUGCUUCUGAACAGUGAACUGGAGCCAAAAAUCUACGGAUUUUGUCCGCAACAACAGACAACAGAAGGCGAUCACAAAGACGAUGAUGGUGAUGUAAAAGAGGACAAAGAGCGUAUUCCUAUUAAGUGGGCAGCUCCAGAAUGUUUAGUGUCCAUGAAAUAUGCGACACCCAAAAGUGAUGUCUGGUCAUUUGGUAUCGUUUUAUGGGAAAUUUUCAGCUUUGGUGAUGUUCCAUAUCCCGGUGUAAGAAGCAGAGAUGUUCAGAUGCACCUGAGAAACGGAAACCGAAUGAAUCGUCCUGAAUUCGCCAAUGAUUUCUACUAUAAUUUGAUGAAACAAUGCUGGCAGAGGAAAGCAAAACAACGACCAUCUUUCAACGACAUCACGGCAGAAAUCGGAAAAACCUUCAACACCGUUCCCUCGGAUGAUUUCUACUAUUACUCGGAAAAACAGUGAUGGUCUUGCUAAUCUGUCAACUGGCCUUUGGGACAUGAAACCCCCUCCCCA